This is a messenger RNA of Hydatigera taeniaeformis, 375 nucleotides long. NCBI's taxonomy places the organism in Eukaryota, Metazoa, Platyhelminthes, Cestoda, Cyclophyllidea, Taeniidae. The record is from the annotation of a GenBank genome assembly.
AUGGCAGAGCUGAAUCGAGAGUACAGUAACUUCAUCGGCGCCAAAAAGAAGUCGUUGUGUCGAAUGCAAGCGCAGCAUGUGAGUGAAGUUGAUCGGGUCUUGAAACGCAACGCAGAGGAGGAGGCGCGCUAUGUACGCCAUCUGGAGAUGCUUGGAAAAGAGCAACUAAAGAAUGAACGAAAGAGUCGCCUGCGACCGAAGAGUAUGGCUGUUGGUGGCAGCGUUUCGCCCUACAACGAUAUGCACGCAGUACAGCCGGAAUUGGACCUCCUCUACAAGCAAAUUCAAUCCAGUAAUAACCUCAAACUGUGUCAGUGGAAGUACCAAAGGCUGUGCAGUAGGUACAACCUCCAGGUGCGUUCUCCUUCCUAUUAG